Molecule: messenger RNA, 2307 nt
Organism: Chara braunii
Lineage: Eukaryota; Viridiplantae; Streptophyta; Charophyceae; Charales; Characeae
Source: the annotation of a GenBank genome assembly
GAGUGGGUUGUCAUGCCAUUUGGCCUCACCAAUGCCCCCGCGACUUUUCAAGCAGCUAUGACGACUGAGUUUCGCGACUUGCUCGAUCGCAGCGUCCUCAUCUACCUCGAUGACAUCUUGGUCUAUAGCAGGCCGUUGGACGAGCACAUCAUACACCUUCGCGCUGUUUUGAAUCGUUUGCGACUGGCCAAGUACAAAGCAAACCGCGACAAGUGCGAGUUCGCCAAGCAAGAGCUUGAGUAUUUGGGCCACUAUGUUACGCCGAAAGGCAUUGGUCCCUCAGCGGACAAGAUCCAAGCCAUCGUGGAUUGGCCGGAACCCCGUUGCACGACGGAUGUGUUGGAACAGUGUCACGAGGACAGUCGGCAUCCGGUAGAGUAUUUCUCCCAAAAGGUGCCUCUCGUCAACACUCUCGACGACGCUAGGAAGAAAGAGCUACUCGCAUUCGUCACCGUUCUCAAACGGUGGCGCCACUUUCUUCUCGGUCGUCGGCGUUUUAUAUGGAAUACGGACAACAAUCCGUUGACCUUUUACAAAACGCAGGAUACGGUCACUAGCACGAUCGGUCGAUGGAUGUAUUACAUCGACCAGUUCGAUUUUGACCCGUGCCACAUUCCCGGUCCCGCCAAUCGAGUUGCGGACACCCUCUCACGACGGCCCGAUUUGUGUGCCAUUGUGACCACGGCAUUCGACCUCGAGGACGAUCUGCAGCCGCAUUUCGUCAAAGGCUACAAGUCCGAUCCGACUUACUCUACGCUUUACGCGGAGCUUUCAUCGGAUAACCCGCCGGCUAGCCACUAUCGGAUUUCCGACGAGUUCCUUCUCCUUCACACGAGAGGAAAGGACUUGUUAGUUGUGCCCCAAGAUCGCAUCUUACGGACUCGUCUUCUCGGCGAAUUCCACGACGCACGACUUUCGGCACACCUUGGCGUGAACCGUACAUUAGAACGUCUCCACCAGCGUUUUCACUGGCCCGACGUCCUUCAUGACGUCACGAGGUACAUUGAGUCAUGUGCAGUUUGCCACCGUAAAAAGGGUCGAUCUCGAGUCCCCUUCCGCGAACUGAAACCAUUGUCGAUUCCUCGGGCACCGCGCCUCUCCAUUGCUAUGGACGUGACAGGCCCGUUCCCCCGCGAUCGCCAUGGCCAUGACGCUAUUUUCACGGUUGUUGACCGUUUGAGCAAUGACUGGUCAUCGCAAUCGCCAUCAGGUCAUCUGGUGAGAAUAUUUGUGGUUGGGGGCAGCUAUAUUGAGCUUAUGAGCUAUAGGGAGGAACAGCAACCAGACGGCCGGAUCCUGCGAUCAGCAAGACGCCCAAUUGCCCACUUGGCAUUAGGACCAGAGGGCGACAGAUACCUAUUCCACCAGCGUAGGGAGAGGCUGCAGCAGCAGCAGAGAGCUAGGGACGCAGAAGCCAGUAGAGCUUUAGCAAGUAAAGCCGCUGCUUUAGUAGCCAUGGCUAGCGCUGCUCAGCAAACCUCUCAGGCUGGGAGUUCAGGAACGGUCGGGUCAACUGCGGCGCAGACCCAGAGUCGGUCGGCUGGCGUUAUGGCAAGCCAGUCAAAUGUGUUGUCACCCGAGGAGAUCGCCAUACAGCAGGCUGCCCUGCAAGAGGCACAGCUACAAAAGGCUUUAGGGGAAAUAAAGGCGGAGAAAGAGGGAAUGAUUAGAAGAGUAGCCAGGAUGCAGCGAAGAGAAGCGGACGUUAGGCAGUUAGAGGAAAUGAAUCUGACCAACAUGGAUACGGAUGUGAGGACAGUACGGACGGCCCUGCUAGGAGUCAUAGAGGCGCAGGACCAUCAGACUGCCAUCCUCCAAGACAUUCAUCUGAGUCUAGCCUGGUUGGUUGGACAAUCGCAGGCGGCUCCAUUACCAUCAGGGCCUGGUGCCUGGCCCGUGGCACAUCUUCCUCCUCCUGUCCCACCAGUUAGUGGGGUAUCCCCAUAUGUAGCCCCAUCACCAAUCGCUAUCGUUUCCCUGGGCAUGCCGCUAUUGGGAGGGUUAUCAGCAGGACCUAGUGUCCAAAUUCCUGUACAGACAGUGUUAUCCCAACCUCCGUCGCAGGUUGCCAUCAGUGAGCAAUCUGUUGUUCCGCAACCUGUUCAGCCGCAGGGGUCACAGCCCCAGGAGCAACAGGUGCAACAACCUUUUCCCCAGAGUCCACAGCCAAGUGUGGGACAGAUUGCAGGGACAAACACAGUGAGUUCCGAAGACGGCAAUCGCUGCUCCUAAACCCUUUUCAGGGGAUAAGAGGGGUGAAAACCUCGACACAUGGUUGAGGGCGGUGCCGGUAUAUGUUAAGUGUAA